Molecule: messenger RNA, 2271 nt
Organism: Vitis vinifera (wine grape)
Lineage: Eukaryota; Viridiplantae; Streptophyta; Magnoliopsida; Vitales; Vitaceae
Product: D-xylose-proton symporter-like 2
Exons: 15
Coding region: 252-1754 (500 amino acids)
Biological process (GO): transmembrane transport
Cellular component (GO): membrane
Molecular function (GO): fructose transmembrane transporter activity
Source: RefSeq, a predicted model, not a curated record
AUCUUUUUUACUCACCUCUCCUGUAUGAAAAAAUCAGAGCCUGAGACAAUUUUUCCAGAUAGAUUUUCCGGGUCCCCAAUCCUCAUCACUAUACAUACACGCAAUCGCCAUUCAAAAUCCUCACCCUCCCUUCAACCUUUUUCUACUUAAAAUAUUGAAUGUGAACUGACACUUAUCUCAAACUUCACUACAAUCACAUGUACGCUUCGACGGCUUUUAUUCUUUUGCUUCUCUCUGCUUGAGGCGUGAACAUGGCAGAUCUUGAGCAGCCCAGCCUCACCUCUCUUGGAAAGGUGGGAAAAUCAUCUGGGGAAAUAGAUGGAAUGCAGGAGCCUCUCAUCGAUGGGGUUGGCUCAUCGGAGAACUAUUCUGUUGCUGCUGCUAUCCUUCCAUUUCUAUUCCCAGCCCUUGGAGGACUACUAUACGGCUAUGACAUUGGUGCCACAUCUUGUGCUCUAAUUUCUAUAGAGUCAUCUUCAUUAAGUGGAAUCUCAUGGUACGACUUGUCUUCUGUGCAAAUUGGUCUCACAACUAGUGGCUCAUUAUAUGGUGCCUUGAUUGGCUCUGUCUUGGCUUUUAAUAUUGCCGACUUCUUUGGAAGAAGGAGGGAGUUGAUUCUUGCUGCUUUACUGUAUCUUGUUGGAGCUCUAGUAACAGCAGUGGCACCUAGCUUCAUUGUUAUGGUGAUUGGGCGUUUUGUAUUUGGUAUAGGAAUUGGACUGUCAAUGCAUGCGGCCCCGAUGUACAUUGCUGAGACUGCUCCAACUCAAAUACGAGGUCGACUAAUCUCUCUCAAAGAGUUUUUUAUAGUUUUGGGGAUGGUUGUAGGCUAUACAGUUGGUAGCCUUUUAGUUGACAUGGUUUCCGGUUGGCGCUAUAUGUAUGGAGUUAGUAGUCCUUUAUCAGUGAUUAUGGGAAUCGGAAUGUGGUGGCUUCCAGCAUCGCCUAGAUGGUUACUUUUACGUGCUAUACAGGGAAAAGGCAAUAUGCAGGAUUUAAAAGAGAAUGCCAUAUUUUGCUUGUGUCGGUUGAGGGGUCCAGCUAUUGGGGAUUCAGCUCCUGCUCAAGUAGAUGGGAUUCUAGAUGAGCUUUCAUCCAGCGAGGAAACAAAAGAAGCUUCACUUGGGGAAAUGUUCCAUGGAAAAUGCUUGAAAGCCCUUACCAUUGGUGGAGGAUUAGUCUUAUUUCAGCAGAUCACAGGGCAACCAAGUGUGCUAUAUUAUGCGGCAUCAAUCCUUGAGAGUGCAGGAUUCUCAGGAGCAUCUGAUGCAACACGUGUAUCGAUAUUAGUUGGUUUAUUGAAGUUGAUUAUGACUGCAGUGGCCGUCCUUGUUGUUGAUAAAGUUGGAAGAAGACCUUUACUACUUGGAGGUGUUUCUGGCAUCGUAAUCUCAUUAUUCCUUCUGGGAUCAUAUUACAUUUACUUAGGUGAUGCGCCUGCUGUGGCGGUGAUUGCUCUGCUGUUGUAUGUUGGGUGCUAUCAGUUAUCCUUCGGUCCUAUUGGUUGGUUGAUGAUUUCCGAAAUUUUCCCCUUACGUGUGAGAGGGCGAGGACUAAGCAUUGCAGUGCUCGUGAACUUUGGUGCAAAUGCAAUAGUAACAUUUUCGUUUUCCCCUCUGAAGGCACUGCUGGGAGCUGGAGUUUUGUUUUAUGGAUUUGGAGUCAUAGCUGUGUUGUCUCUUCUUUUCAUAUUCUUCUUUAUACCUGAAACAAAGGGACUCAGUCUUGAAGAAAUCGAAGCCAAACUCCUCUAAGGUAGUAGGCUACCAAAUGGAGAAAAAUAAGCAUGAGUUGAACUGGUAGUUUUGGUUAUAUUCACAACAUGGUAGAAACACACAUGCCUCCAUAGAUAUCAUUGUUUCCCUUCUGGGUAAUCGAUGUAUAUGCUUCUUCUCCAACUGGAAAAAUCUUUUUCUUUUUCUGGGGUUUUUGGGAUGUUGAGUUGAGGAGAGAAAUUUGGGGUAAUCAAUGUACGACGAUGGUUUGAAGCAGUGGUAGAUGCAGCUCCUGUGGAGUCAGAGCUGUGGCAUGGCAUCUUCAGAUGGAGAGGUAUGAUAAGAGUCCUUAGGAUGAAUAAUGAGUUGAUGUCCAGAUUACCAUUACCAUUCUGGGAUUCUCUUCUUCUUCUUCUUCUUCUUCUUCUUCUUGUUUUUAUUUUAUAGCUGCAGAUGAGAUGAAUGGCAGCUUAAGAAUAAUUUGUACGGACACUCUUGAAUUCUUCAUUUGGGUUAAUCUCAUUGUUCUAAGGUGGACUUCAGAAUUGUGGUAGAA